Molecule: messenger RNA, 1929 nt
Organism: Letharia lupina
Lineage: Eukaryota; Fungi; Ascomycota; Lecanoromycetes; Lecanorales; Parmeliaceae
Exons: 4
Coding region: 1-1929 (642 amino acids)
Source: RefSeq, a predicted model, not a curated record
AUGUUUGGUGGCAAUGUGGACGUCUAUUACUGGCCUGUUUCCGGAGCGAAUGGCGAUUGCGUCUCGACUAUCGGCUCAAACUUCAACAACCCCGUGACAGAGCUCCUGGUCACCGAUGAUAGAGGCUAUCCUUAUUGGAAAGCCCAGACGAACCCUUGGGGACAGAGCGGUAGUCCGGAUGUGAACAGCAUCACACUUCCUCCGCAACAAGCUCUGGCUGGUGCUCCCAACCCCCUGAGCGGACCGACGAACAUAAUCGAGGCCCGAGGUUACUGGCAAAGCAACAUUACGGUCGCUGGUAAUGUGUCCAGCUCUGAGGCUAUAGCCACCAUAGUUGCAUUUGCGCCGGAAGAGCUUUCCACCAUUCAGAUCCCAGCUUGGGUACGAGCAGAUGUUCCACCAAAAGCAGCAAUCAGAUCGUUCAAUUUUGCAGAUCUCCCAUGCCCGCCCCAAAGCGUAAUGUACGCUGUGGAGUACAAGCCUGCUCCUGGGGAACCCUACCGGCCUGUUCUCUCCCCACCGCGCCGUCUUAGCUCUCUUCUGCCUGAGUGGUCGAAAUCCGGUUGCAUCAUACCAGCAGCCUUGUUCAAUGGUGUUGACCCACCAAGAACUUUAAAGCCCGCGGAAAUUCUCACUCCCCGGGUUACUCGAGUCCAACCCACGGCCUCAGUGACUGCUGUGGCUGCUCCGGCAUCGGGCGUUCGGGCGAAUGAGCCAAGCAAGACACCAAAUCCCUCUACACCAGAUGAUAAGAAAAUAUCUACUCCAUCAGACCCUGGCACGAGCGAGAGUGGCUCUGAAGUUGAAGAUCCCUCAAGUCCAGGUCUAAACCAAGUAGACCCGAAAAUCACAGACCCUAAAGCCGUAGACUCCGAAGAUUUCGACAUACACAAAUCAAAUUCGAACAAUGCAGAUCUGCAGGCUAUGAAAUCUAGCGCCCCUGAGCCCGAAACUACUCCCGUCGAUGCGUCUAAGCCAGAUUCACCAAAGCCCGAAAAUCUUGAUCCAAAGCAGGCCAAAGCACCACCAUCGGACUCGCAAGAAAUCGACCCUCAAGUACUAGAUGGUCAUGAUGAGCCCCAAGGGGCUCAAAGCUCUACUCCCCAAGUCUCGAAUCCGGAUGACCCAAAGGCCGACACUUCAAGCCCAGACCGCUCUCAGCAAAACGUUCCAGACACUUCUUCGAAUAAUGCUGACUCGAGCAACGAAUAUUCUGAGAAUUCUCAACCAAAUGCUUAUACCCCCACUGUCUUCGACGCAACUGGAAUAGACGUUUCAAGCUCAAACGCGCAGGGGAAAGAAGUAGCAGACCCUGAUACCAAUAUCCCGGACUCUUUCAUGGGUCAAUCGAAGCAGUUGAAUUCUCACGGACAAGAUUCCGCAAUGUCUCGCCCCAACAAGUCGCCAGCCGCAGAAUCCGAAGCUAACGACGGUGAUGUUUCAAUGGUCAAAGGUCCAGACCUUGAGCUCGACCCCUUCGAUGUCAUUCCCACAAAUUCGUCCAACAUCGACGAAGCUCUCUCACCAAGUGCAAAGUCUGAUGAUGGACAGUAUUCCACAAAAAAUGGUUCAGAACACGACCCGUCAUCUCAACCAGAAGAUUUAGAGUACCCACCAUCUGGGGACAAUCAGAAUGACGAUGACGUAAUAGCAAAGCCGGCCUUUGCAGAUGAUCAUUACCUCUCACAUCAGCACUCUGCCAAUGUUCUGCCAAGCACAUACUCUGAUGCCAUUGUAGUUUCUCUUAGCAGGACUGCACCCACAGAUGACUCAGCUUCCGCGAACGUGGCUAUUGGGACCUCAAAGGAGGUAGGUUCCGCAUCAUCUUCCGCGAGUUUAGCUGCCUCGGGUAUUCGCCUAGGCAACGAUGGGACAAGCACUAAACUCAGGGAGUGGUUCCUGGGCAUCGAGGAGGCACCCGUCGAUUAA